Helobdella robusta is the source of this 426-nucleotide messenger RNA. RefSeq lists its product as hypothetical. The coding region runs from base 1 to 426 and encodes 141 amino acids. Lineage: Eukaryota; Metazoa; Annelida; Clitellata; Rhynchobdellida; Glossiphoniidae. The transcript is spliced from 2 exons. The record is from RefSeq and is a predicted model, not a curated record.
AUGACAGGAUCACCUGGAUUGACAGGAAGAACUGGUCAACCAGGUAUGACAGGAUCACCUGGAUUGACAGGUGUUCCGGGAUCUCAGGGAUAUACUGGAUUACCGGGAUAUACUGGAUUACCGGGAUAUACAGGAUAUAUGGGAAGAACAGGAGUUCCUGGAGAUACGGGAUCAACUGGAAAUACGGGAUGGACAGGAAAAACUGGUCAACCAGGUAUGACAGGAUCACCUGGAUUGACAGGUUUUCCGGGAUUUCCGGGAGAUCCUGGAUUAAUGGGAUAUACUGGAUUACCGGGAAAUACAGGUUAUCUUGAAUUUUGUGAACAAUAUCAAAUAUUUAAAAACGGAGUUCGUCUGAUUUUGUUUUCUGUUGGGAAUUUUUCGGCUGCAGAUAAUAUUGUCGGAAAUUUUAAAAUAAUAAUAUGA